AUGGCCUGGGCUCUGCUCCUCCUCAGCCUCCUCUCUCAGGGCACAGGGUCCUGGGCCCAGGCGGCCCUCACUCAGCCUCCCUCUGUGUCUGGGACUCCUGGGACGUCAGUCACCAUCUCCUGUGCUGGGAGCAGCAAUGACGUUGGGCGUUAUAAUGAAGUCUCCUGGUACCAGCAGCGCCCGGGCACGGUUCCCAAACUCCUGAUUUAUGGUGUCAGCUAUCGGCCCUCAGGGAUCCCUGCGCGCUUCUCUGGCUCCAAGUCUGGCAGCACGGCCACCCUGACCAUCUCUGGGCUGCAGGCUGAGGACGAAGGCUGA
This is a messenger RNA of Pipistrellus nathusii (Nathusius's pipistrelle), 318 nucleotides long. Lineage: Eukaryota; Metazoa; Chordata; Mammalia; Chiroptera; Vespertilionidae. The record is from the annotation of a GenBank genome assembly.